AUCCAGCCCGAGGUCCGGGCCUUGAUGCAGCCCACGGCUGGGGGAGAAUCCGUGCUGUUUGCAGAAUCAUUGUGGGUGGCCGCACAGGGGGCAGUCCCACAACCCCUUCCCCUCACCCCCGCCCCCUCUCCACACCCCGACCUCGGGAGAUGCCCGCUUCAAUGCAAACAGUUGGAGACUGUCAGCAAACCAGGCGGCAUCAUAAAUGGAAUAGUGAAUAUUUCAGGUCCGAGAGGAAGAUCAUCGCGGGAGAUUAAAACAGCAGGGUUUUAGUGUCCGGCAGUGACUGCUCCUGGUGAUGCAGAAAAGUGGAAGGCAGGGACUAGCCGGGCAGCCAUUUUAGGAGAAGCUACAGAUAAGACACAAAUUGUGAAGGAACUAAAUGUCUAAAUGCCAUUUAAAUGCGCAAUGAUCACUGAAUGCACAAAGGUCACUGAACGGCGGAACAGGCCCUAGAGAUUGUGUUCAAGAAGGAACUGCAGAUGCUGGAAGAUCGAAGGGUACGCAAGCAGUGGGUUUGUCUAUGGGAAUCUCAAACUUAACCUGGAGUGUCAGACAGGUCCUCAAUCCUUGAAUCUGGAAGAGGAAAUGUUCAUCUGUUGCAUCAGGAGAGACGACAAACCACAGAGGGGCAGUGACACUCACUUCUGAAGGAGGGUGUUUAAGAGCACUGACUGUGGAAAGAGCUUUGGCCAUUUACACAGCCGCAGAAGGAGGCUGAAACCAAACACAUGUUCCUUGUGUGUGAGGUCUUGAUGAAUCAACCUGGAGACAAAGGAGGAAAAUAAGUCAGUGACUGACCAAAUAGUUUCUUGCUAAAAGUGAUAUCAGUGUGAAUUCUGGAGCCUUUGAAAAGAACCAAUUUCCCAUCCAGCUAGAAACUUGAGCUUCUGCUCUGUGUGUGGAAAGACGCUGGCUUGUUUAAUCCUCCUGUUGACACACCAUUGAUCUGGCUACCUGAGAACACACCAGCACAUCGUCACUGCAGACGGGGCAUUCAACUGCUCCAAGUGUGGGAAACCUGGAUCCACACGGUCACCCACCCGCUGGUACACCAGUGAAUUCACACCAGGGAGAGGCCCUGCUCCUGCCCUGAGUGUGGAAACUGAUUCAUUCAGUCGUUCAUUAUGACGGCGUGCCAGCAGGUUCACACGUUCACCUGCUCUGAGUGUGGAAAGAGAUUUGCUCAGUCAUCCCAUUUGUUAAUACACCAGCGGGUUCACGCUGGGGAUACGAAGGUCGAAUGCUAUGAAUGUAGGAAGAGCUUCCCGUCGUUAUCUAGUCUGAUAAGGCAUCAACGGAUGCACACUGGAGAGAGGCCGUUCAAAUGCUCUGAAUGCGGGAAGAGCUUUGCUCUGUCAAGUACCCUGAGUAGACAUCAGCGAAUUCACACCGAAGAGCGGCCGUUCAAAUGCUCUGAAUGUGGAAGGGACUUUAUUCAAUCAUCCCACCUGCACAAACACCUGCGAACUCACACUGGGGAGAGGCCAUUUACUUGCUCCGAGUGUGGGAAGGGAUUCCCUCGGUCGGACAGCUUGCUAAUACACCAGCAAAAUCACACAAGGGAGACACUGUUUACCUGCUCGGAGUGUGGGAAGGCAUACCGUCACUCAUCCAGCCUGAGGAAACACCAACACAUUCAUACUGAUGGCAGAUCAUUUAUCUGUUCUGAGUGUGGAAAAGGAUUCCUUGAUUCAACAGACCUGCUGAUGCACCAACAAACGCAUACAGGGGAUAAGCCGUUCAUCUGCACCAAGUGUGGAAAGGGAUUCACUGUGCAUCGCUAUCUGCUGAGACAUGAGCGACUUCACGCCAUGGCGAAGCACUUCAACUGUGCAGAGUGCGGGAAAAUAUUCACUCGCUUAUCGUACCUGAUGAGGCACCAGCAAUCUCACACCGGGGAGAGGCCGUUUACCUGCUUCGAGUGUGGGAAGGGAUUCCCUCGGUCGGCCACCUUGCUAAGACACCAGCGAAUUCAUACUGGGGAGAGGCCAUUUAUCUGCUCCGAGUGUGGGAAGGGAUACACACGGGCAUGUUCUCUGCGGAUACACCAGCGAACACACACUGAGAAGGAUUAACCAUGCUGUGUGAAGAACCCUGCAAAACCUGUUAGGCUUUAUUUCUGAUACUAUUGGUAACUCCUUUAACUGGACUGAGGUUUAAUAUUCUGCUGUUUUGACCAUUGUCGCAGAUCCUAAAUCAGACCACCAGGUGGUGCCGAACGAUGGCUGCCUCGCCAAUGGUCUGUCUCGUCUUUAUCCUUUGUGUUUUUAGUUUGUUGUAGAAUGUAUGUUUUAGUUUAUCUUUAGUUUUCUAUUAUGUUAUGGGGGGGAGGGGAAACUCUUUGAAUCUCUUUCCUCGACGGAGAUGCAACAUUUUCCGUGUCAUAUCUCUGUCCGCACUGCGGCCUAACAUCGUGGAGCUGGCUGUCCCUGUCGGGGUUCGACCAUGGGAGCUCCAAUCGCAGAAGCCUGUGGACUUUUAACAUCGUGGAACUCGAAGUCCUUGGUUAGGGACCGGCUUCGGGAGCUCCAAGUCACGGGAGCUUCGAUUGCCCCGACUGUGAAUCGUUCGACUCCUCCGACUGUGGGAGAAAAGGAGGAAAGAGGAUAAGACUUUAUUGCCUUCCAUCACAGUGGGGAAUGUGGAGGAGCUGCUAGGGUGGAUAUUUAUGUCCAUUUUUAUGUAGUUAUGUGACUUGUUGCUUUUUUUGGUAAAACUGAAUGGCAAAGCAAAUUCCUCGUAUGUUGCUAAUUAUUUUUGAAUGGAAUAAAAAUGGGGGAAAUGUAGGAGCAUGGAAUAAGGCAACCUUUUUUCCUCCAAUAUCAAGGAACUUCAGAUGCUGGUUGACCAAAGAAAGAUGCGAAGUGCUGGAGUGACACUGCAAGCUUCUAAGUCAAAGGAGCAGAAUGAGGCCAUUCGGCCCUUCGUCUACAAUGCCAUUCAAUCAUGGAUGAUUUAUUUUUCUCUCUCCCCAUUCUUCUGCCUUCUACCCAUUAGCAUUUGACACCCUUCAAUGGUUCAAUCGUACUUUAUUGUCACUUGUACCAAGGUACAGUGAAAUUAUGUUUUUUAUAUUGCCUUCAGUAAAAGUUACUAUGCAAAGUAAUCCUAUACUAUUACACUUACUAAUCAAGUUUAGGCAGCAUCUCUGCAGAACAUGGAUAGGACUUCGGGAGCUCCAAGCCACAGGAGCUUUGAUCGCCCCGACGUGGGAGCUUCGAUCGUCCCGACUGCGGAUAGUUCAAUUCCUCCGAUCGUGGGAGAAGGGGAAAGAAGAUAAAACUUUAUUGCCUUCCUUCACGGUGGGGAAUGUGGAUGAGCUGCUGUGGUGGAUGUUUAUGUCCAUUUUUAAUGUAUUUAGGGUGUUUUGUUGCUUUUUUUGGUAUAACUCAAUGGCAAAUGAAAUUCCUCGUAUGUUGCAAAACAUACUUGGCUAAUAACUUACUAUUAUGAUUGUCAUUCUGAUUAUGAUUAAAUGUCUCUAAUGCACACACUGUACAGUAGAAGGGGAGGCCAUGCUACCCAGCUGAAUUUUCCCCUUAUUUCUGUUUAACACCAAUUCCUCCUCGCUCGCCCUGCAGGAAUGUUCUAGCAAUGUUUUUUUCCUUUGAGUUCCCUCAGUUUCCCGUGAAAUGCAUCCCUGCUGUUCACCUCGAUCCCUGCCUGUGGUAACGGAUUCCACAUUGUCCCCGCUCUGUGGGUGAAGAUGUUUCCACUGAAUUCUCUGCAGGAUUUACUGUAGACUGAAGGACAAGCCGAAGCCUCACUGGUAUCUUGUCCCAGACUAUGCUUGUCCCUCAAGUCUCUGAUGCCAGCAGAUAUUAGACUGGCUAUGUGACUCAUUGUUCCCAAUUCUUUUUAACAGUGGAGGUCAUUUUAUUUGCUUUCAAAGGCUGGAUGCCACAUAGUUGGUGAUACCUCAUUAAUGCAUGUCCUCUAAAAUCUCAACCAAUGGGCGUCUUGUCAAUGGAAUUGAGUCAGAAACCAGACACGAUGAGCACAUGAAAUGUGUGGAAAGAAACUGCAGAUGCUGGUUUACACUGAAGUAAGGCACAACCAGUUGGAAUAACUCAGGUCAGACAGCAUCACUGGAGAAAAGGAAUAGAUGACGUUUCUAUUCCUUUUCUCCAGGUGAAAUGUCACCUAUUCUUUCUCUCCAGUGAGCUGCCUGACAUGAUAAAAUAGGUCGAAGUCACCAUGGUUUUGUGAAAGGGAUAUCUUGCCUGACAAAUCUGUUGAAAUUCUUUGAGGAAUUAACGAGCAGGAUGGAAAAAGUGUCAGUGAAUGUAAUUUAGCUGAAUUUUCA
Messenger RNA from Leucoraja erinaceus (little skate), 4309 nucleotides. Its product is annotated as zinc finger protein ZFP2-like. The coding region runs from base 1128 to 2078 and encodes 316 amino acids. The record is from RefSeq and is a predicted model, not a curated record. NCBI's taxonomy places the organism in Eukaryota, Metazoa, Chordata, Chondrichthyes, Rajiformes, Rajidae. The transcript has 2 exons.